This is a messenger RNA of Monascus purpureus, 1597 nucleotides long. NCBI's taxonomy places the organism in Eukaryota, Fungi, Ascomycota, Eurotiomycetes, Eurotiales, Aspergillaceae. The record is from the annotation of a GenBank genome assembly.
GGAUGCCUUCUCAUACCAGUUUCACUGCCCUUCCGCAUCUCACUAUAAGAGACCUAAUAUUCAAUAUUCAUCCUAGUCAUCGGAGUAGGCCAGUCAGAGUCUCUGGUACUUAGGUACAUCUGUACCAGCCGCAUCGGAUCAGCACUCUGCCUGUUUCCAGGGAACGCUGCUUGUCCAUUUUGUAAUGGCGAUCUCGCCCGUCCGGCAUAAUGAACACUAGACAGGUUAUCGAUGAGUCGGUUGGCCCAUAUUCGCUAUCAACCACUUUCAACAAUGACAGCUCCUGUUUCUCUGUCGGGUUGGAGACUGGAUUCUGCGUUUUCAACUCCGAUCCAUGUGAGCUAAAGGUAUCCAGGGAUUUCAAUGCCGGUAUUGGCGUAGUGGAGAUGUUAGGACAGUCGAAUUAUCUUGCCAUCGUCGGUGGAGGAAGACAGCCCAAGUUCGCCCAGAACAAGCUGGUCAUCUGGGAUGAUGCAAAGCAAAAGGCCGUCAUUACACUCGAAUUCCGCACCUCUGUUCUUGGAGUUCGCUUGUCAAAAUCGCGCAUCGUGGUUGUCUUACUUAACAGCAUUCACAUAUUCGCAUUCUCAGUCCCUCCACAGAAACAGUCGGUUUUCGAAACCACUGAUAAUCUCCUGGGACUUGCUUGUUUAGGGAAAAAGCUCCUUGCUUUCCCAGGCCGGUCUCCUGGGCAAGUUCAGUUAGUGGAGCUUGAGACUGGUAAUGUUAGCAUCAUUCCAGCUCACAGUACUCCCUUGCGAGCUAUGGCGCUGAGUCCUGAUGGAGAGAUACUGGCUACUGCGAGUGAAUCGGGCACUUUAAUACGAGUAUUUUCUACCAGCAAUUGUACGAAAAUAGAAGAACUAAGACGGGGAGUGGAUCACGCUGUUAUAUUCUCACUGGGAAUUUCGCCUUCCAACAACCUGUUAGCCGUGACCUCUGACAAGUCAACCCUCCAUAUAUUCGAUCUCCCUCACCCGCGCAACUUAGCACGACGUAGCCAGUCACCAUCUUCGCCGCCAGAAGAAAUAACUAACCAGAAAUGGGGUAUCCUGGGAAGGAUACCAUUGCUCCCAAGAGUAUUCUCAGACGUCUAUUCCUUUGCAAGUGCUCCCUUCGAGAUUGGAGAUGAAGCGCCCCCCGGCUCCCUUUACAUGCCAUCAAUCGGAACGGCAUUCGGACGCCCACAGAAGGGCGUAAUAGGAUGGACAGAUGAUCAGACCAUCCUUGUCAUUGGUUCGGGGAGGGACGGGCGUUGGGAGAAGUUCGUUAUCCGCGAAGGCAAUGAUGGAAAGAGAUACUGUUUUAGAGACGGCUGGAAACGGUAUUUGGGUGCCGGCUGAAAUUACAGCCGUUCCUGAAAACCAUUGAUAUUGAAAACGCCUAUACAAGCAGUGUGAAGAUCGUACUAUGGUCUUUGCCGCACAAGAAGUGACCUUGUUCGGCAUCACCGACCAACACAGGGAGAGUCCCUCCUAACAGCUUUGGUCGCGCAAUUGAUAGGCCGAGACAGGUCAGACAGCAAACUGCUUAGGCCCUUUGGCGUUGGUAGAACUGGCCCAGAUACCGGGUUUUCGCCGAGAUCCUAAUUCACGCC